UUGACCGGAGACCAAAACGCUUUUUGCUUCUCUCUCUUCUCGUCGGGUGAAGUUCUCCGGAGGAAAAAGAAGAAGAAGAAGAAGAAGAGCAAAGAACUGAGAAUGGAAAGCUUAGACACUAAUUUUCCUGUGCGCCAUAGAAAGAUCUCCUUUGAAAGUAAGGGAAACAAGACAGAGAUUGUGAUCUGCAGCUAUGAAGAUCAUAUCCUUGUCAUAGCAACACAGAUUGGAGCCUUGGGAACUAUAUUGCACGCAAGGAAGGAACAAGGGAUGUCUGUUGAACCAACAUUUAGUGUUUCAGUGAUAUUCGGAAAGCGAGAUGAGCCAAUGCUGACAGCAACUGCUCGAAGACUCAUUGAACACAUAAGAUGGAACACUAGAAAGUGCUCAUCAAAAUCUCAUAGUGAUGCAAUCUCUUUUGAACUCUUCAGUUCUGUUGUUCCCUCGAAGCCUCUGGUUCUUUCACUGGGUCUCAAAGAUCAUUCUGCGGAGACGUUGAAGGAAAUAGUUACGACUGUGAUUGAGAAUCGCAUUUGGUAAUGCUUUUUUUUGUAUCAAUUUAGAGGAUAGCGCAAAGAUGUUUUAUGUUUUACAUUCUUGGUUGAUAUAAUUAGCAAGGGGAGAUUUGGACAAGUUAUGUUAAUUAUUAAAAGACUUUUCAAACAA
Molecule: messenger RNA, 666 nt
Organism: Camelina sativa (false flax)
Lineage: Eukaryota; Viridiplantae; Streptophyta; Magnoliopsida; Brassicales; Brassicaceae
Source: RefSeq, a predicted model, not a curated record